UCCUGCCACCAUGAUGGUUCAAGCUCGUGAGGUUUGAUGACGCUGCACCAUGUAUAGUGUGGAAGAUCUCCUGAUUUCUCAUGGAUACAAACCAGCGCGAGAUGCCCCAGCACCACGUGAGGACAAAUCAGAGCGAUGCAGGUCAAGAAGGACAGGACCCCAAGCUGGCCAAGGCCUGUUGAAUGGGUACAAGGAUGGUCCUACAGCCCAUGCCCACAGUAGGACAGCCCUAGGGACAGGACACGUGAGCAACUCUGAAAAGCACAGCAGCAAGCCAAGAGGCCACCGGGAGCACCAAAGCUCUUCUUCUAGAACUCCCGAGGCGGGGUUUUUAAAUCAACCCUCCUUAGCAUGGUCCUCUCAGCCCCAAAGUGGUAAAGACCACAUCUACUGGAGCAGAGGACGGCAGGAGGGCAGUGGUUCCCUGUGUCCCAGGGAUCAGGAAGAAGUGGAGGUCAGAAGAAUGGCUCAAGCUCACAGUCUGCCCAUGCAUGUGAGAGAGAGUCCAUGGGAAGUUGCCGGAAGGACAGAGCAUGUGAUGAAGAAUGCCCUUUGGGAAGCAGAGCUGAGAAUGCCAACUCCUGCUAAGUGGCAGGACAUAACCUUGGAAAGCUGGAAGCAGCCGAGGAAGUUAGGGAGGCAAGCAUCUGAUGGUGAUGGACAGAAAAGGUCCAAGGAAAGGUUCGAGGAUCUGUACCAGUUUGUCCAUGGAGAGCACAUGCUGACAUCUCAGAACAGAAAGAAAUCCCAGUCACUGCCCCGAGCUCUUUCCCCCAAGAGCCUGAAUUUCACAGAAAUUCCUGUUCCACUACAUGAUGGUCACAUAACAGGUGUCCCAAAAGUGCCACCAUACCCUCCCAGCUGCCCACCGCCUUUGGAACCCACAAGGAACCUUGAGAAGACUAGUUCCUCAGGCCCUUUUCCCAGGCCUAAGUUUGGGAAACCCCUUAAGACUCCAUCUCAUGGCUCGCAACCACAGCCCAGGGGAGAAGGUGGGUUUCAGGACCACCAGCACAGGGACCCACGUGGCUCCCACCCAACAAGGAGUAAAGAUCCUGGCCAUGAGUUGGGUAUGCUGGAUACUGGCUUGGAACCCCCUGUGUAUGUGCCUCCACCUUCAUACAGGUCACCCCCGCAGCACAUUCCAAACCCCUACCUUGAAGAUCCCAUUCCCAGGCAUGUGAGCAGCAGCCAGAGCCAGCAGCAGCAGCCUGAGAAACCUGAGGCCGGCUGUCUGCUUCCUUCUGGCUCCCCUGCAGCUAGGGAUCUCUACGAUGCAAUGCCUGGCUCUCCUCCUCCAGGUCCUCCUCCACAUCCUUAUCCCGUUGCCACCCAUGGGGGUUCUGUUCAGUACAUUCCUUUUGAUGAUCCACGGAUCCGACAUAUCAAACUAGCUCAGCCCCCGGAGUUCUAUGAAGAGGCAAGGCUCGAGGACACAUCCUACAACUCUGGUUUCAUUGCUACCCAGGAACCAGCUCUUGGGAAAAGACAGUACAAUGAUGCCCUUUCAGCACCACGGGGCCCAAUACCCCCACCAGUCAAUGAGCGGGGGUCUGCCUUCGCCCAUUCCAGUCCUCAGUGGCUGCAGGGCCAGCUCCCCAUGGCCAGUGAACCUGGAGGCUUCCCUGGCCAAACAGAGCAUCAUGGCAUGCGAGGAUUGACAGCUGAUGUGAGAGACAGCACGGUAGAAAGCCACGCCUCUUCCCCACGGCCACAGAGUGAGGGAACCUGCAGAACCCACACAAAGCUCAGAAAGUUUGAAACUGGGAUUCAGAGCAGGAAAAGUUCAAAGAAAAGUAACGCAACCAUAUUUUGUUUGGUUUCCGUCCCAGUUAAAUCUGAGUCACUUGUGCCAGAUACGGAUACAAACAACAAUGACUUAAAGCCGGGAGCUGAUAAGAACCAUGGGCUGUAUCAGGGUCCAGCCCUGGAGGAGCAGAGUCUGCUGAGUAUGUCUUCCACUGACCUGGAGCUGCAAGCCCUCAUGGGAAGCAUGGCCUGGAGAAGAACAUCCCCAAGGCAAGUUCUGGGGGAGUCAGAAGAUGGCCAAACCGAUGACCCCAGAAACCUCCACCUCAUCAAACCCAGAGAAUUCCGGGCUUCCGGCUCAUGGCCAGGACAUCAGUACAGAGAUCAGCAGACCCAAACCAGUUUCCCCGAAGACUCCAAAAGCUCACAGCUCCUCCCUGCCACAAAGCCAGGAGAGGCCAGCAAUGCAGCGCUGACCCCAACAUGCCCAGAUGACGCUGCCUCUGAAGUACACCUGCAUGCGGCCUUAGCAUCCAGUGACCCCAGUCAGAAGCCCAGUGUACCUCACCUCCGCGGGCAAAUGUCCCUCAGCCCAUCUCGAAAUAGUGCUUUCUCAAGGACUUCCUCAACCAUAAACCAGACGUCUAUGCCCAAAGGGGCUCCUGGCCAGCUCCCUAGUGCCAACCCUGUACCCAAGCCAGAGGUGGUGAAGGGGGAGUCCACAGUAGGCCAAUGCAAUAGCACACAACUCUUUGGUCAGUUUCUCUUGAAACCAGUAAGCCGGCGGCCCUGGGAUCUGAUAAGUCAGUUAGAAAGCUUUAACAAGGAGCUUCAGGAAGAGGAAGACAGCCAUGGUGUUAGCAGUGGGGGCGGUAGUGAAGACAGUGAGGCAGAACAGCCAGAGGACUAUGCUGACUCCAGUGCCAAGACCAGGGGCCACCAGGAAACUAGAAGAGAACAGCGGCCUGCAGAGCUGGCGCUGGGGGAAGCAGGGCCCCCAGGAGGAAGACUUGGUGAGUCACAGAGUCGGAGCAAGGAACCAAAACCUGGCCACCCGUGUGCCCGUUCACAGGCUCUGGGGCCAUCCCAGGAGGAAGACAGCAGAGGCGUUCCAGUCCAGUGGGGACAUGGAAACCUGUCUGCAGAGCAGAAAAGCCAGGAGGCUUUGAAUGGGAUGUGUGAGCGAGACAUUAGCCCAAGGCCUGUGAGCAGGGUUGCGCCGGUUGACACACAAGCAGCGUCUUUGUUCUGUCUGGCGGAACCGAGAGGAAGUCAAGAACUCACCAAAGUCAACGAUGCUUUAGGGUCUGUGCAGCUGGGCAGAGAGACUCCCAUAAGGGUGGAUAAUGGUGGGGACACCGAGGUCCUACCCUGUGUCCUGCCGCCCCUUGCUGACAGAUAUCGAGGCCUCUCAACACCGAACUUUCCGUCUUUAGAGCUCACACUGGGACAAGAACAGCGUGCCUACAAAUCAGAGUGUCAGGGUCUAGAGAGCACCGCUGAAGUCCUUCCAAGUGAGUCUCUGCAGGAAAGGGCAGAGAGGAUCCUGGGCAUUGAGGUAGCCGUGGAGUCCCUUCUGCCAGGUGCCAGGAGAACAGAACAGAGCCAGCUCCCCAAGCCUGGUACAAGUGCCUGCAGCCCAAGAUCAUCCAGAGAGGACUCACAGCCCAGCUCGGCAUCCCCAGAGGACCCCACAGUGGCCACUGAUGCUUUCUAUGGCAGGAGGAAGUGUGGCUGGACUGAGAGUCCUCUUUUCGUAGGAGAAAGGGCCCCCCAGGCUGCUGUGUGCUCAGAUGUGGAUGGGUUCCCUACAAGCCAGGCCACCAGUCCUGAGCCUGAGAAAAAGGAGGAGGCGAAACCACCCUUCAGGUCCACUCUGUUCCAUUUCAUGGAAAAGUCCACAAAUGUGGUGGGCCCUGAAAAGAGGCUCAGAAACUCUUCCGACAUAAUCGAGAGCUCCCAAGGAAAACUGGUGUCACUCCCUAAGAGGGCGGACUCAGCUCGCUUGGUCAGAAUGAGGGAGGUAAACUCCUUGUCUCAGAUGAGGUGUCUGAACUCCAAGAGUGCAGACUCCAUGGAGGAGCCGGACCCCUUAAAGGUCAUCAAGAGUUCAGCCUGGCCGUCAGAAGGCCUUACUUCCCCGAGUGGUAAAGAUCAGGCCUGGCAAGCAGAGUACCUGCCCUCUGUCUCUCAAAACGAAAACGGACACCCUGAAGUGAUAAGGGAGAAAAUGUCAGACCAGGACUUGUGGUGUGCAGAUUCCUAUGAUCCUAGCCGAGUAGAGAGGGUGUGACGGCUGCCCGUGGAGCUCCCAGCACCUCGGCUAGCAGAGCGUUCUCUGGUUGAGCCACCUGUCUUGCUCAUGCUGAAGCUGGAAACUGGGGUUUGCAGUGUCCAACUCAUCCUUCGACAGCCAUCCCUACGAUUGUUACGGAGAUAAAGUGGUGGUCUGCGGACACCGUCUGUCUCUAUAGCAUGGAUAUGUAAUUCAUAUAUUUAGAACAAAGUAUUUACACCAGUUCCCUUCUGGGGCAUAAGGCCAAGCUGGCAAAUAGCUGUGUAUAAAUCUGGUGUUAGGUGAAAAAUCAAACACGGAAGCAGUGGGUGAUUCUGAUUGUACCCUGAUCUCAUCCAUUCCCUGCCGCAUCUCCCCAGCCCUCGCUCACGUUUAGGAGUGUGGCCCAGGAGUUUGGACUCGUACAGCGUAAGGGGAAUGUGAAUUAGUACGUACGAUCCGUUUUUAUUCCUGAAUCUUAGUAACAUGUGAGUUAACUGCCAUGAAACUCACAAUGGCUCCUCGGUGUUCGGAAGGGUCACACUCGCUGUAACUCCCCCGCGAGGUGAUGCCUUGGCAUCGGGGCAGACGUGCUGCGCUCUGCUUUGCACUCAGUCUCCAUAGGUUUACCUUCUGUGUGAAUGUUUAGAAUUCUCUCUAUGAAAAAUGAUGGCUGGUUUAAAAUAGACCAUGGUAACAAAGUAACUUUAUUGCUUUUUAUAAAAUUGCUAUUUUUCUAUGAUGUAUAAACAGUUCUUAGGUGGCAGAUUUUUAAGGAAGUGCUAUUUUAUUUAAGAGUCUAUCCCUGUGUGUGUGAGGGACCCAAGAGGGCCCACCCUGGCUCUAAAGCCUUUAUCCCGGCUCCAACUUCAGCUCUGCUCCUUUUCAUAGUGUCAUCGAAAACCAAUCACAUGUUCAUUAAUUCUCAUAAAGAUGUUUGCACAGGCAGAGCUGCGAGAUUACAUUAGAAGAUACCAUUCUCAAAAUCAGCCCACAACUUCAUGGUCACCUUGCAGCCGUGCCCACUAGACUUGCCAAACCCCAUCCUUUCAUCUUUGUAUUCCUAUGGGGAAUCUGCCCCAAGAAGAGACUGUUCUCCUGCCUACCUACCGCCUUGCUCCUUUAAAGAAACAUAUAUUUUUGUCUAGAAUGACCUGAUUGAUUAAUCUUGCAUAUUCUGAAAAGUGCUUGGGAACCGUACACAGGUGGCAUACUGUGUGCGUGCGCAUACACCAUGACAGACGUAUGAAGAGGCCUAUGGUUCCACUCUUGCAUUUGCCUGCAUAGUUCGUGAAUUUUGUGCCAUUUCACCCUUCUGCCUGAGGAAGGUAUUCUUGUUAGCUGACAUUUUCCAAAGCCUUUGUCCCCUUUCUUCCCCUCUUACCUAUCUCCCUGUCCUCCCCCCCCACCCCCACCCCAUCCUUGCCUCUCUUUCUCUACUAGUUUUUUGGGACAUUUAGUUAACCUGUUUUCGGACAUGCCAAAUUCCUGCAGUGUGAGCCCAUGCCUGGUCAGUCCUCUGGUCCUAAGCUCAGACAGGACUUCCACAGUCUCUUAUGUACACCAUAUCAUUUUAUUACCUAAGAACCUCACAUGCACUGACUGGACAACACAAAGCAGAGUCCAAGUAGCCUCGACACCUUCCCAGAUGCACACAUCUGCAGUCUUGGUUUGCACCUAUUUCUCAUGGUCGCCCUUGUCCAGAGCUUGGCUCUCAUGGGAAGAGAUCUCCCUGUAGAUCUCCCUGGGGCAGCGGGUAAGCAGGCUGGUGGUCUGCAAUGGUGGUUGAAUCAUCUGCUAGGGGCAAGAGAAGGCUAAGUUAUACUGGUCUCUGUGGGGCUGCACUUCCCUCCUUAAAAGAAAAAAGUGAAAGCAGCCGUGUGCAUGUGUACACAUGUGAAGACCUCAGUGCAUGCCUGUGUACCCGUGUACAUGCUGUAAUGACCUCUGUCAAGUAACCUGAUACCAUCUAAAGACUGUGAGAGAGAGAAGGAUCCUGAAGGAAAACUGUCGUGCCUUAUGUAUCUCAGUCUGAAACAAGCUGUGCUUCCGUCUUGUCUUGUUUGAAAUUGCUUUAUACUUUCCUGCAGCUGGUCAGUCACGUAAUGAACAUUAUAAUUUAACCCUAGUUUUUUCCAUAUUCAAGCCCAUGAGCAAAUCUUUGGGAAAGAAGUGGUAAUGUUAAACUUAGAAACUUGAAAUUUUGACCUGUAACUUUUUAUACUUCUAGGUAAUGUAUAUCCGACCAAAAACCAUUUUGCCAAGGUCUUAAGGUCAAUACUAACCAACAUUCUGUAUGUAAAUUUCAUGUGUGCCCUAACCACCAUUCCAUAUGUUAAUUUCAUGUGUGCCCGUGGCUUUUUGGUAGAAAAAGAUUUCCACAUUCUGUAUUUGUAAUUAUUUUUCUCAUUACACAUGUUGGUAUUCAAUAAUUUGGAGUUUGUAAAAUUUAAAGUUCUAAUUUCAACCAUUUGAACUAAAAAGUACAGGAGGAAUUAUGCCUGUGGUUGUUUCGGAACAUACAGACAUGAUGGGGAAGUGGUUUCUUUGGCUUCUUUAGGGGAAAUUGCCUGAAGGACUGUAAACGAGGUGUCUUACUUACUCUUACAAAUACUUACAGUUGUGUUUCUGUAAGCCCCAGGAACCCUCUAAAGAUGCAACCAGCCCCUACAAGGGACCACCACCAGGGGUAUUUCCAUAAUUAUAAACACUUAUUUCCUUUAUUAAUAAAGACCCUGAAUGUGCAUCA
Rattus rattus (black rat) is the source of this 6773-nucleotide messenger RNA. It is a transcript of the gene Jcad, whose product is annotated as junctional cadherin 5 associated. The record is from RefSeq and is a predicted model, not a curated record. Lineage: Eukaryota; Metazoa; Chordata; Mammalia; Rodentia; Muridae. The coding region runs from base 50 to 4042 and encodes 1330 amino acids. Gene Ontology annotation, biological process: positive regulation of blood vessel endothelial cell proliferation involved in sprouting angiogenesis. The transcript has 3 exons. Gene Ontology annotation, cellular component: adherens junction; ruffle membrane.